Molecule: messenger RNA, 6602 nt
Organism: Etheostoma spectabile (orangethroat darter)
Lineage: Eukaryota; Metazoa; Chordata; Actinopteri; Perciformes; Percidae
Biological process (GO): negative regulation of transcription by RNA polymerase II
Cellular component (GO): nucleus
Molecular function (GO): DNA binding; protein binding; DNA (cytosine-5-)-methyltransferase activity, acting on CpG substrates
Source: RefSeq, a predicted model, not a curated record
UCCUUCAUUAUGUUUAUCUCUAAUUUUAUAUCACGAUAAUAUGGCUACCCAACGAUAAGAUUAAUUUUAGAGGUAUAGCUAGCUAAUUCCACAUUUCUCGGUGAUAGCCUGCACUGGAAGGUCCGGACACGAGAGCUAGCGUUAAAUUAACUUCGGUAUAUUUGCCGACAAACUGGAAAUCGUAAACGGCUGCUUUGCCUGGCGUGCGGGCUAGCAUUAUUAAUUCAUUAUAAAUCAACGUGUGCUAAUAUUUAGUGGGGGUAGGGCAAUAGCUAUGUUAAACAAUACAGUGAUUCAUUUUAAGCGAAUUGAGUUCGUUUUUUCUGCAGCAAUUUUUUUUACUUUCAAUGCGGCGAUAACAAUAUAUUUGACUAAUAGUUAAGCCGCCUGUGCUUAUUUUGGGGCGGGUGGAGAUCUCGCGGCUAACUCGGCUAAUAUAGCAGUUCUACUACGGUACAGCCUCCACCAUCGGUCGUCCAAUGGAUCAUUACGCAGACGUCACAAGGGCCGGUCUGCCUAUCGAAAAAUGUGCUUCAGGAGGAAGCGAAGAGUCAGGAGGAGCAUCUGUCUAUAAGGGAGCCGGCGAGAGAGCUGCAAGAUGGCAGGUGCAGCGAUUGUGCCUCCAGACUACAUCCAAGAUAAAAGCAGCCGCCUUUAUGUGGUUACCUGGGUCAACAACCUGCUGAAGACAAACUUCACAGAUGUGGGGCAGCUGGGUUCAGGUGCAUGUCACUGUCAGAUCAUGGGCUUGGUUAUUCCUGGCUCUGUUGAUAUGACCAAGGUGAAGUUUAAUGCGCAAGGUGAGGACGACUGUAAGCACAAUUUCCAUCUCCUCCAUGAGGCCUUCAGGGAGAGCGGUGUCGCAAAGACUAUUCCAGUUGAGGAGAUUAUAAAAGGGGAUUCUCAAAGCAACUUUGAGACCCUGAAGUGGUUCAAAGCUUUCUACAUGGCAAAUACGAAAAGUGAAGACUACGACCCUAUGAAAGCUCGAGGCGGUCAGGAUAUCAGCCCGGUUGUGUUACCUCCCCAGUUGCAUACAGGGAUAUCUAAAUUGGAAUCAGACACGGAGGAGAAGGGCACUGUAGUGAGUAAAUUUCCUUUCACUGAGAAGUGGAAGGGAAUUCAUGAAUGGGCUGACCAGAGUACUCUUGAGCAAUAUACCUUCUGCCGCUCUUGUGACAGAAACCUGAAGACAUUUUCGAAAGGCCUUCUCGAACUCAAGCGACAUGCGGAAACAAACAAACACAAGAAACGGGCUAAAAUUUACAGGAGCCAACUCUCUGAGCCGCUGCCCUGUAGCGACGCAGCUAUUCAGUUUAUUCACAAACACUCCAACACUGGCUCUGCUAGAGGGAAACAUGUGUCUAGACAUUUUGCACGCAGUAAACUGGGGCUGCAGUACCCCAAAGACAUCACAUCGGUUUGCCAACACACUCCUUACUGUGUAUACAUUUAUGGAGGGGUAGCCCUGGGAAAGGAUGCCACUGUCUCUGUGGUCCUUGUUGGGUUUUUUGAUGUCAAAGCCUCCAGGCACUGCAUCCGAUUUCUGGACGCUCUUGCAGGGGAUCAAACACCAGCAGCGGUGGUGGAGACCUUGAAGAAAUUUGGGCUACACACCGAAAAUCUUGCUGCUGUUUAUUCUGAUGGUAAAGGUGCGGCCUCAGAGCAGAUCUACACACAGCUCAGGGAACUCAACCCAAACAUAGUAGCCUUAGGUGGGCUGUACGCCGUCGCCGAUGCUGCUUGUCAUGCUGGGGUUAAUAAGCUCUCCAAUCAGGCUCAAGAGUUGAUUGUUGAUAUUCAUGCCCACUACUCUUCCUGCUCUGCCAAGAAUGACGAGCUCACGGCUCUCUUUGGUUCUGAUAUCAGUGCAGACAGUCCAUCAUUUCAUCUCAACACCAGCUGCCUUAAGUUCUGCCCUCUUGUCACAAAAAUCUUGGAAAUAUGGACAGAUCUCAUAAUGUACUUUAAGUCUUGCGACAAGGAUGAUGACAAAGCCAAGUCAAUCUGCUCCCAGCUGCACGAUCCCAAAGUCAGGGCAACAUUUAUGUUCCUGGAGCACGCCCUCAAGCCUCUGCAUAGUUUCCAAAGGCAUCUGCAGACACUGCAGGGAGCCGCUCGAGCGAAUAUGCUGCUCAUCCUCGAAGAAGCCAGUAGCCUGCUAUGCACCUACACCUCCUACUUCCUUCACCCUGAAGCUGCGGUUCGCUUUCUCAAAGAACACAAAACCCAAAUCCUAAAAGACAAGAAAUUCCUCCUUUCAAUCCCAGAACUGGGCGGGAAAGCUGUGGAAGACUUCCUGAAUGGGUCUGAGGCUACAGAGGCACUGCCGCAGUUUAUAGAGCAGGUGUUGUCUUUCUAUGUCACACUUGCAGGUUGCAUUGCACAGGAGCUGCCUCUUCAUGACAACGUGCUAAGGAGCAUAGCUCGGCUGCUGAACCCCCAGAGCAGGCUGAAGGUGACUGGGGAAGAGGUUGGGGAGCUUGGGACCAAGCUGCACAUCUGCAGCUCCCCUGAGGAGGUCAACCAGCUCACAAAUGAAUUCCUUGAGUAUCAGCAGGCUGAUGAGGGAGAGAAGGACAACUCAGCAGUGGUUUUACUAGAGAAACACUGGGCCAGUGUACUAAAGGACAGCAAGCCGACUUCACUCUUCAGAAAGCUUGUGUUGACCCUGUUGUCUCUCCCCUGCCCUCCACUCGAAGCCCAGCAGGUUUUUACACAGGCCCUGGAAAAUGAAGAUGCUGCACUUUUCUCUGAGAGUGAAGCCCUAACAGAAAGCGAUUUUGAUGUCACGUCAGACAGCGUCCUCUCUGACAGCUCCUUGGUUCACACUGAAGAACUGAAUGGCCUUAAUGUGACAGUGAAGCCAUGUGAAGUCCGCCUAACGAAGAUACAUCAACAUGUCAGUACACCUGGAGAGAAUGGUGCCCUGUGGAAAGAGAUGACCAGUAGGGGAUGUUAUGGCUGGGAGAGCAGCUUGCGCCAGAAGCCACAGGCCCGUACAGUGUUUCAGGCUGGUGCUAGCACCUGGUCCAACCCCGUAGGUGUUGAUAAUGGUCUGAAGUCCAAAGAUGAGGUGGCAGAAGAGACCUCGCCAUUCAGUAAACCGGCACCAAGAGCACGGCGGAGAUAUGCCUACCAGGAUGGGAAAGGGUUUCUGACAGGGGAGCUGGUGUGGGGGAAAGUGAAGGGCUUUUCCUGGUGGCCUGGGAUGGUGAUGCCUUGGAAAACCAAGUUCUCUCCCCCGGGCAUGCGGAAGGUGGAGUGGUUCGGUGACGGGAUGUUCUCCGAGAUCUAUACGGAGGGUCUGCUGUCCUUCAGUUCCUUCACUAAGUGCUUCUGCAAAAAUUCCUUUGCCAGCUUGCCAACCUACAAGGAAGCCAUCUUUCAGAUCAUCGAGCUGGCAGGUGAGCGAUGUGGGAAGUCUUUUGCUGAAGCGGAAGGAAAUAAAGAAAGAGAGCUGAAGCUGAUGCUGGAAUGGGCUUCUGAGGGAUUUCUGCCUACAGGACCUGAAGGAUUCGUACCUACUGAUGCUGCAGCACAUCAUGACUCUUCUGACUCGGCCAUGUCUGACUGCCAGCCUCCGGCAAAAAGGAAAUAUGUUUUUAAAAACAAGCAAAAUCCACCCGUAAUUAUAACCUACGACAGAGAAUCAAUAAGAGAAAAGGUCAAAGAGAAAGGCAAAACAAUCGAAGAUUUUUGUCUGUCUUGUGGAUCAACUGAGAUCGAAGUGCCGCACCCGUUGUUUGAAGGUGGUCUCUGUCUAAAAUGCAAGGUCAACUUCACAGAGACGCUGUUUCGCUACGAUGAAGAUGGCUACCAGUCGUACUGUACCGUGUGCUGUGCCGGCUUAGAGGUGAUUCUCUGUGGCAACGCCAGCUGCUGCAGAUGUUUUUGUAAGGACUGUCUGGAAAUCCUGGUGGGACUGGGAACCUUUGACAAGCUGAAAGACGUCGACCCAUGGAGAUGCUUCAUGUGCAAGCCGUCGCAGUGCGACGGAAACCUCAAACUCAGACCAGACUGGAGCGUCAAGGUUCAGGACUUCUUCGCCAACAACAGCGCCAUGGCGUUUGAGCCUCACAGAGUUUACCCCUCCAUCACUGCUGAUCUGCGCAGACCAAUCAGGGUGCUGUCGCUUUUUGACGGCAUUGCAACCGGAUACUUGGUGCUCAGAGACCUGGGCUUCAAGAUUGAGCGCUACAUUGCUUCAGAGAUUUGUGAGGAUUCCAUCGCUGUGGGGAUGAUCAAGCACGAGGGACAGAUCGAAUACGUCAACGAUGUUCGUACCAUCACAAGGAAACAUCUGGCUGAAUGGGGUCCUUUUGAUCUUCUGAUUGGAGGCAGUCCAUGUAACGACCUGUCCAUGGUCAACCCGCUUCGAAAAGGAUUAUUUGAGGGCACUGGAAGGCUCUUUUUUGAGUUCUACCGCCUUCUGACCCUGUUGAAGCCUAAGGAGGAUGACGACCGUCCGUUCUUCUGGUUGUUCGAGAACGUGGUUUUCAUGAGCGCCCACGACAAGUCGGAUAUCUGCAGAUUCCUUGAGUGUAAUCCAGUUCUUAUCGAUGCAGUGAAAGUUAGUCCUGCUCACAGAGCGCGCUACUUUUGGGGAAACCUCCCUGGCAUGAACAGACCUCUCGCUACAGCUCUAGAUCACAAAGUGGCCCUCCAGGAAUGUUUGGAAGUAGGACGCGUUGCAAAGUUUGACAAAGUCCGCACCAUCACCACAAAGUCCAACUCUAUUAGGCAGGGGAAGAUGGGACCACUUCCUGUCAGCAUGAACGGCAAGGAGGACUAUCUGUGGUGCACCGAAAUGGAACAGAUCUUUGGCUUCCCCAAACACUACACGGACGUGAACAACAUGGGCCGGAAUCAGAGGCAGAAAGUCCUGGGGCGCUCCUGGAGCGUGCCUGUUAUCCGCCACCUCUUCGCCCCGCUGAAGGAUUAUUUUGAAUGUGAACAAGGACUGUGAACCCAGCAGCCGCGGUAAACCUACUGCCUUAUCUCCGCCCUGCAUCACUAGGUAGUUCAAACCCUCCUGUCUUUUUCUGACACACCUAAUUUAGUAUUUACUACUUUGACGUGAUCUCCUUUUAUCCUGUGAGCUGUCAGUCAUCCACCAUCCACUAUCACCAGCAGGCACGGACACUUUUUUUUCUUCUUCUUGUUAGUUCUGCUCCAGGUUUCCUAUGGUUAAUGAUGACGGUGCUGUGAUCAAACAACAACGUUGCUCAAAACGUUGGCCUGAAUCGUGAAGCGACGUUAGACGCUUAGCCAGCUAUCUUUGGGCUCAAUCACCAGGCGGAUUCGUCGGGGUAACUCACCAUGGCAACCUGCCAACAGCUCCAUGACUGAGCUCAGUGCAAAAUAGAGUCAUUCCUACAGUAUCCCGACAUGAAACACUGAGUUCCCAAUGAAGCGCUAAAGUUGCAAUAGAGAUCUUUUUAUAGCUCAGUAGAAUCACUUUGCCAACCAUGAUAAUUAUAAUUGAUGUCUGCUUUGUCAGCAGGAAUCAGCAGGAAUCUGUUUUUAAGUACACCAUCUAUCCAUAAUAGCUUGUUUUUUUUAUUUAUACCUUGCUUUUCCUAUUUGGGUAGUAUAUUUUUUCUUAUUUCAGCUUCAUGAUGCCAGUUAUUCAGAAUUGCCAACUCAGAGAGAGCCGCUGAACUUGCUUCGUGGUUUAGGCCUCGGGAUCUCUACCUCAACACUGAUUUUCUGGUUCAAAAUCUGCAUUUACACUUUUUUAUUUAAUUUAUGAAUAGGAACUCUUUCAAUGUGAUUUAUUUUAUAUUGUAUUGUUUUAUAGCAUCAUAUUACCAGCAAUUUUAAAGAAGCAGUGUGUAGGAUUUAGGGGGGGGUUUAUUGGCAGAAAUGGAACAUAAUAAUUGCAAUUAGGUUUUCAUUAGUGACCUGAAAUCAGUCACCUGAAACUAAAGGCGUGUGUUUCCGUUUAAAAUGAGCCCCCCAUAUCGACGGGGAGCUUCUAACAGUCGGUAAUUUGAACCCUGCUACAACGCGACGUAGUGAAUAAUUUACUGUGUAGUCCGUUAUACAUAAAGUGGAGACUCACCUUAUAAGGAACGGGAUGUAACCAGUUUUGUUGGGGGACUACAGUCUAGCAUCUGCCCUCACGCUUUGAAAGGGAGGGUUGAGUGCAGGGGUGUUCACUUGGUUGCGCUCUGCACCCCCUGGAUCCCACUAAAUCCUACACACUGUUCCUUUUAAGUCGGAUCUAAACAUGUGCAUCAUUAUCUGUGAUUGUUUUUACUAGCCACUUUUUUUUAAAAUCUGUUUUUUAAUACGUUUUUAUCCAAAUUACAGUGGUGCACCGGUGAUUUUGUCCAAACUGGCCUCACUGGUUUUGCAUUGGUGCUAACAUUUGAUCUGUUUUAAGGACUGCUAUUUAUACCAAAAAUGUUUUCUCUCUACUCAUUGAGAACAAACUGUUGUGAAUAUUUUAAACUGGAGUGUCUUCACUAUUACUGUAAUAAGGACCAGACUUAAACAUAACGCGCAGUGUCUUCUAACAUAGGAGACCUUGAAGGACCAUUACGAUGGUUUUACACAGGUCCUGCCCUAAAUAAUAACGUGUGUACGCUAUAAAA